Sporisorium graminicola is the source of this 630-nucleotide messenger RNA. RefSeq lists its product as uncharacterized. The record is from RefSeq and is a predicted model, not a curated record. The transcript has a single exon. The coding region runs from base 1 to 630 and encodes 209 amino acids. NCBI's taxonomy places the organism in Eukaryota, Fungi, Basidiomycota, Ustilaginomycetes, Ustilaginales, Ustilaginaceae.
AUGUCCAACCUCGACGGUCUGCAGCCUCGGCUGGACUACUGUCAGAGGGACGGCGAGCUGAGCAGUGUCGAGAUGUACCCAUCGUCGGCGGUUGCUCAGACGUAUGUGCCUGGCUCGGCUGCACACAUAGGUACGCUGCAACAGCCUCCAUCGUCGUCCAACGCCUCGUCGUAUCCUCCCCACUGCUCGUCGACCAUCGUGCAGAAUCCUACGUUCGACAGCAAGCACAACGCGUACAGAAGCGCAGAGGUCAGUUUCAGUGUCAGCGUCAACAAGGUCAGCCACCCGAGCUACACAGCUCAACCGCAGCAGCAGCAUCCCUAUCCGCACCAGCAGCCAAACAGCACAACGUCUGCUUCGGCAAUGGAAACCACGGUGACGAGCACCAACACUGCUACGAGCGCGGCAAUGAUGAUCGACGACCCUGUGGCCGCCAGCGUUGACGGCGGUAAAGUGUCGACGACUCAAGGGCAGACCUCUAACAACGGCAACAGCGACAAGGAUGCUGAGGUUGGUAAACAGCAGCAGCAGCAGCAGCAGCAGCAGCCGCCGCCGCCGCCGGUCAAAGAAGCGGGCUCAGAACAGACGGAUGGAACCGGAUCCAACUCGGCAGUUCGUACAGUGCGGUAA